AUAGGAUAAAUAAUUUACGAUAUGAUUUUUUAAUUAUAAAAUGGAAUUACCAAAAUGCCAAAACGGUUUUAAAAAUGAAAGUAGCGUUUGCAAUAGCAGCAUGACACAAAUGAAUAGUUCUGGAAGAGUGCAACAACAUGGGACAUAUUCCUGUGGAUAUUGUAAUCAAAAGUGCAUCUAUAGUGCAAUAGAACUCGGUUUCACCAUUGGUGUUUUAGCAAACUUGUUGGUAAUUAUUCGAGUGAUUAAAGACCGGAAGUUGAGAGAUCCUACAUUUAUUGGAAUAGCCGCGCUCGCUGUAGCCGAUCUGUUGUUCUUAACUUUAAACCUGACAGUUUCUUUUGAAACAGUGAUUAUUUCAUACACAUGUGCAAAACCCGUGAUAGUUAGCAGGCCUUUCUACAUUUUAAACUCGAUGUGUUGGUUUGCGGCGAACUCUCAUGUCGCACUACUUGCAGUUAUUCGGUAUAUGUCCAUAGCUCGACCAAUGAACGCUCACAUAUUCCUGCGCCCUGUCCGAGUGAUUAUUCUAUCAUGUUGUGUUUGGGUGCUUGGAAUGAUAUUACUGGGAACAUUAGCCGGACUAAUUACCCUUAAAAUCAUUAUUCCCGGAACUUCAAGUGAAUUUAUUAUCGUCUGGUGGAUAACAGUAUACCUCUUGCCACUCGUUAUUACAACGAUUCUUCAUUUUCUAAAAAUAGCCCUCGUCAGACGAUCUUUCAGAGUGUCUUCUGCUAAAUCAGCCAACCGGAAGCUGGUGCAGCGCAUGUCAACUAUUGUGAUAAUGGUGAUUUUAAUGGCGGCAAUACUUCCGUUACCAAGGCUUAUUUUCAACUGUUUACGAGUUGUCGGGGACAAUGCAUUUCCUUCGAAAGAGUUCAAAAGUCAUUUUCGCGGGAUUUCCCACAUGCUGUUCUUAAUAAACAACUUUAUAAAUCCUUUCAUGUACACAAUGCUGUCAAAGAAAUUUCGUAACAGCGUGAAGGAAGCCUUUCACUUCAUUGGGACAAAAGUCACGGAAGACUCUGACACAACGGAGUCCCCACUUACGUCUGAGAGGCGUCAAACCUCUCUCGAAAUGUCCGCCCAAAAUAACACAGUACAAAGAACUUCGGAGAAUGAACCUUCCAACGAUAUAACACCUGAACACGUGAUUCCAAAUAUACCACCAGACAACGUGACUCAAGAUAUCAACUCAGCAAGUUUGCCACACAAUGGACAUGUAAAAUGCGUGACAAAAGAUAUAACAUCAGGAAGCGUGACAUAA
This is a messenger RNA of Ruditapes philippinarum (Manila clam), 1267 nucleotides long. RefSeq names its product melanocortin receptor 4-like. The record is from RefSeq and is a predicted model, not a curated record. Lineage: Eukaryota; Metazoa; Mollusca; Bivalvia; Venerida; Veneridae. Gene Ontology annotation, cellular component: membrane. Gene Ontology annotation, molecular function: G protein-coupled receptor activity. Gene Ontology annotation, biological process: G protein-coupled receptor signaling pathway. The transcript has a single exon. Bases 41 to 1267 code for a protein of 408 amino acids.